Messenger RNA from Eimeria acervulina, 516 nucleotides. RefSeq names its product coatomer beta subunit, putative. The transcript has 5 exons. The coding region runs from base 1 to 516 and encodes 171 amino acids. Gene Ontology annotation, biological process: endoplasmic reticulum to Golgi vesicle-mediated transport; intra-Golgi vesicle-mediated transport; intracellular protein transport. Lineage: Eukaryota; Apicomplexa; Conoidasida; Eucoccidiorida; Eimeriidae. The record is from RefSeq and is a predicted model, not a curated record. Gene Ontology annotation, cellular component: cytoplasm; COPI vesicle coat.
AUGGAUCCCAACAGCAAUUGCACAUUGUUUAUUGCUGAAGGUAAAGGGGGUCUCCCCAGCGCUGCAGCAAUUCAGAAGAAGCUAGAAAACCCUCAAGAUGAUAUUAAAGCAGAAGGCAUGCAAGAGCUUAUCACAGGCCUUGUACAAGGAGAGCCUUUUGACUAUCUUUUAGUUACUGUUAUCCGCUUCUGCAUUUCUAGCAGCAGCAAAAGAGUUAAAAAACUUUUUUUACUUUGUUUAGAAGUCAUUCAGAAGACAGACGCUAAAGGCAAACUCAAAGAAGAACUUAUACUCGUCUGCAACGGCUUGCGCGGUGAUUUAUUGUCUCCAAAUGAAUAUCUCCGCGGCGCUGCUUUGAAGUUGGUUGCGAAGAUUCGGGAACAGAAGGUCGUAGAGCCCCUCCUCGAGGCUGUUGUUAAAAAUCUCGGUUUGAUUGUUAAAGACUCACCGGCACAGUUACGUGCGUCGCUGUGCGGUGUUUUGUGUUUUUUGUUUACUUCGAUAUUUUGGCUUUGA